Molecule: messenger RNA, 614 nt
Organism: Nomia melanderi (Alkali bee)
Lineage: Eukaryota; Metazoa; Arthropoda; Insecta; Hymenoptera; Halictidae
Product: selenoprotein K
Biological process (GO): calcium ion transport; endoplasmic reticulum calcium ion homeostasis
Cellular component (GO): endoplasmic reticulum membrane; Golgi apparatus
Source: RefSeq, a predicted model, not a curated record
AGAGCUGUUCUUUCAUAAAUGGAAAGUAUAGUUUUGUGUAACGUCAUGAAGUUGUAUAGAUAUAUAUUACGCAGUCAACAUUAAAUCUGACGUGGUGUUGUGAACGCUAUAAGAAAAGCUUGGGCACCUGUAGAAUAUACAAAAACGUUGUUUAUUAAAACGUGAUUUGACUAAAUGUUUAGUUCUAUCGAUUAAAGUGUUUAUUGAAAAAGUUGUUGUAUGAGAAAGGUUUAAAUUAUGGUUUAUAUAUCGAAUGAUGGACAAGUUUUAGACAGUACACCAUGGAGUUUGAAAAGAUUGUUUGGUUUCUUUAGUGGUAUAAUUUAUAUGAUUGUUAUGUUUUUCAAAACAAUGAUCAAUCCUAACACUAGCAGCUAUGGAAGUUCUCAUACAAGAGAUUUCAGACCUGGAUCUGGGCCACCAUAUCAACCAAUGCGUAGAUUAAGACCUGACGCAAGAGUUAAUGUAGACAUUCCGUUUGGUGGGUGCAGCAGUUGCGGUGGUUAAAGUAAAUCUAUAAGAACUAUUUAUAAUGUAAAUGUUGAUAAUACCUUUAAGAAUUUAUAUAAUCAUCAUAAUUAGAUUAAAAAAAAUAUAUUAUAAUGAUUAAAAUA